Messenger RNA from Salvelinus sp. IW2-2015, 810 nucleotides. NCBI's taxonomy places the organism in Eukaryota, Metazoa, Chordata, Actinopteri, Salmoniformes, Salmonidae. The record is from RefSeq and is a predicted model, not a curated record.
AGCACUACCGACUGGCCACUGAGCUCCCCCGACCACAUGGAGGUGCUGUCUGUCAAAGUGCCCAUCUCUUCUGUCUCCAGCCCUGUGGGUUCUGCGUCUGGCCUGGGCGGGGCCUUCAUGACUGACCACGACCAAUCCAUGCUCUCCAGAUCUGCAGGCGGGGCCAUGGGAUUUGGCUGUGGGGCAAUGGACUUCAGAGUCGGGACUGACCUCCCCUUCCCCUUGCUGAUUGGUCAGGACAGUAUGAUGUCAGAGCUGGAUAGCCAACCAGACGCGGAGGCCUCGACUUCAGACACGCCCCACUCCUUUGAGCUAUGCCCCCCCCGCGGCCCCAGCGACUGCACCUCGUCCUCCUUUGACAUCGUGUUCGAGGACUCGGGCUGCGACCGUGACGCCGACCCUGACCCUGAGGUCAUGACCCCCUCAGAAGCCUCCGGAUUGGCCAGUACCCCACUCACUGAGAAGGCUAGCUCCUCCUCCUCCCACACUAGAAGAACCGACCCUUUCCCCGUACCCGUCCCACCCUCCUCCCCCUCCAUCCCUCCCUCCUCCUCUCCUCCGCGCCCCACCUCCCUCUGCCUGGCCCCAAGCCCCUCCCGGACCCCCCCAACCCUGCGGCCCCAGCCCUCUCCUAAGGUGUACCUGUACAUUCAGAUGCAGCUGUGUCGUAAAGACACCUUGAAGGAUUGGAUGUCUCAGAGAUGUCUGCCUGAACACAGGGAACAUUCUCAGUGUCUGGGCAUAUUCCUGCAGAUCUCUGAGGCCGUUCACUUCCUCCACAGCAAGGGCCUGAUGCACAGAGACCUCAAG